UCAACUCCUCUGUCUUGAGAUGAUGUUCCAUCACUGUGGCUUCACGUCGACGCUUCGGCUCCAUUUACCACGGAAAUACACAUCAAUCAGCCACCAGAACACCAAGAUGACAUAAAUCCCAUCAUCCAUAGACGAGUCUAAGCGGACCCCGAUAUUGGGUGUUCACUCCACCACGAAAGCACAAAGAUGUUCCGUCCAUACGAUCACCGAGAACACAUCAUGUUAAUAUCCCUGGUACUUGGGUUUCCUUUUUUGGUUUCUGCCAAGCGGUAGUACUUUGGUCCGCUUCCCAGAAGACCCUCCCUCGAUCCCGCCGUGACACUCGCUUCAUCCGAUCUUUUUGUCGUAACCUCUGAGCCGAUACUUUUAAGGUACUCACAACAUGGCGACUUUAUAUCAAGACUAUGCCUCCAAGGGUGACUACUGGGCCACUCUGUUCUCAAUAGCGCUCAUGCCUAGUUCGCCGUGAUGGCUUUUAUACGUCUUUUCACCGUUGCUCUGGCUUCACUAUGCUUCGCCACCUCAGCAGAAGCGUACCAGAGGAAGCCCUCGCCCUUCACCUUCUCUUCAACACCAAAUGGACUCCAACUCGGUGGUCCGAACCUAGCCCCAGAAAUCAGAGUUGCGCCUGAUGACUUGCCCGGUGUCAUUCGAGUUGCCAAUGAUCUCGCCGUCGACUUCGGAAAGGUUCUCGGUAGCAACGCAUCGGUCGUUAAGGCUGACUGGAAAUCAACAGCUUCCUCGAAGCCUUCCAAGCCAGUCAUAAUCAUUGGUACCGUCGGUCGGUCUACCCUUAUCGAUGGCUUAGCCGCCUCCAAGAAGCUUGAUACGACAGCUCUUGCAUCCAAGUGGGAGUCAUUCUCAUACCAAGUUGUCCUGAACCCUUGGGAUGGACAAGAGGCUGCCUUCGUCAUUGCCGGCUCUGACCUCCGCGGCUCGGUGUUUGGGGCCUACGAUGUUACUGAGAAGAUUGGGGUUUCCCCAUGGUACUGGUGGGCUGAUGUCCCUCCAACAAAACGGCAGUAUAUCUGGGCGAGUGAUCUCACUUACACGGAAGGCCCACCCUCGGUCAAGUACCGUGGCAUCUUUCUCAACGAUGAAUCGCCGGGUCUUACGAGCUGGGGUCAUGCCAAGUUCAAGGACAGUCAGUACGGCAGUCCUUUCAUCACUGACUUCUUCAAGCGGGUUUUUGAGCUGGUUCUUCGUAUGAAGGGUAAUUACGUCUGGCCUGCCAUGUGGUCCAGCAUGUUCUACCUUGAUGACACCAAGAAUGGACCAACGGCAACUGAGUAUGGAAUCUUUAUGGGGACAAGUCAUCAUGAACCCAUGGCCCGAGCAGAUAAAGAGCAAAGCAGAUUUUUGAAGGGCUCUUGGGACUGGAAGAGCAACAAGGGAGGUGUGCAGUCAUUUAUGCAAGAAGGAGCCAACAGGUCCAAGAACUGGAGCACCAUAUAUACGCUGGGAAUGAGAGGAUCGGGUGAUGCAGCUUCUGCGACUCUGACUGCUGCCGCUUUGGAGGAGGUCAUCGCCUGGCAACAAUCUGCUCUGACAAAGGCCCUCGGGAAGCCGCUGUCACAAAUCCCACAGGCAUGGGUCAUGUACAAGGAAGUACCAGGUUACUGGCAAAAAGGCAUGAAUGUCUCCGACGACGUUACGCUGCUGUGGAGUGAUGACAACCGAGGCAAUAUCCGCAGAAUCCCCAUCGGCAACGAACCGAACAGGAGCGGCGGUUCUGGCAUGUACUAUCAUUUCGACUAUGUCGGUGAUCCUCGCAACUACAAGUGGAUCAACACCAUCCAGUUGCAAAAGACUUGGGAGCAGAUGACUCUCGCCUAUGAUCGUGGAAUAGAGAAUAUUUGGAUCGCUAAUGUGGGAGAUCUCAAGGCCUUGGAACUUCCUACUGCCCAUUUUAUAGCCUUGGCCUGGGACAGGGAGAGCUUCCAGGCGGUCGACAGUACCAAGGCAUGGCUCACUGAUUGGAGCUCACGACAGUUUGGCGAAGCCGUGGCCGAAUCAACUUCUGAUACUAUGACCACAUACGGCAAGCUGACGGCUCGAAUGAAAUAUGAAGAUUUGAGCAGAACUCCAUUCUACUUUUCCACUGUCAACUACGAUGAAGCAGAAGUGAACUAUCAGGAAUGGGUCGACUUGCUCACGAAGGCUCAAGCUGUCCACGACAGCUCAUCGAGUGACGUCCAGGUCGCUUUCUUCGAGAUGGUUCUUCAUCCUGUGUUAGCGGGCAAGACAGUCUUUGAGAUAUACACCAAAGUCGCCAUGGGAAGCAAAUACGCAAAUGAGCAUCGAACUAGUGCCAAUCAGCUCGCCAAAGAAGUUCAAAUCGCCUUUUCUGCAGACUCAUCCAUUACCAAGCGCUACCACGGUCUCUUGAACGGGAAAUGGGACAAGAUUCUAAGCCAAAACCACAUCGGAUACAGCAACUGGCAAGAACCCGCUUCUCAAACACUUCCACGGUUGAGUUAUACAACCUCAGCCGCCAAAAAUGCCCUCAUGGGAGUAACUGCUCAAGGCAACACAGCCUCCUUCCCUACCACCGCAAAGCUCUCCCUUCUUCCGCUCAGCCCAUUCACACCAAAGGGCGUUGACCGAUGGGUAGAGAUAUACACUCGCGACAAUGGCACCUUCAGCUACAAGAUCACAUCCAGCGCAUCCUACAUCAACAUUACAAACUCACAAGGAAAACUUAGCGCUCCCGGUGGUCCAUCAGACGCCCGCUCACUCAUCGCAGUGGACUGGCCCUCCGCCCCAUCCGGUUCCAGCACAGCCACCCUCACCAUCACAAACACCGACUCUCCCACCGCCGUCGCAACCGUCACCGUCCCUCUGGAGAACGAAGUCAUCCCGCCGGUCUUCAAGGGCCACGUCGAAUACGCCGGAGCCAUCUCCAUCGAAGCCGAACACUUCUCUCCGCCACCCGCCUCCUCAGCCGAGUACAUGGUCGUCCCCGACUACGGUCGUACCCUCUCAGGAGUGAAGCUACCCCCCAAGACGCCCUCACAAGCAGCCGGCGGCAAAGGCCAUGUGCUGGUCUACCCCUUCUACACCUUCACCAGCGCUUCAGCAGCCACUUUGACCGUGUACCUCUCGCCGUCCGAGAACGCGAACCCCAACAGUCCGAACAAGUACAGCUUCAGCGUGGACGGAGCAAGCCCAGCGACGGUGCAGCCGGUGCCCGUUGGCGAUGGGAGCCAGCAACCCGCGGGAUGGGCGGAGGCGGUGAUUCAGAACGCGUAUGUGUCCAAGCAAAACCUGGGGAAGUUAGCGGCGGGAAGACAUGAGUUGAGAUUGUGGUUGUUGGAGCCGACGAUGGUGGUGACGAAGUUGGUGGUGGAUGUGGGUGGGUUGAAGAGUAGUUUGAUGGGACCGCCGGAGAGUCAUUGGGUUGUGUAGAUCUGGAAUCUGUAUCCAUCCUUACCUUACCGGCUUACCCGAACACGCCGGGGUACUCCCUCCCGAGUUGUCCGGGUCUAGACCCCCGAACGGACGGGAGCGAACUUGGUGCUUGGCACAUGGAAUCGGACACAAUUCUGCAAAUGACGUACUUGGUCUGUGCGCUAAUCGCCCUUUAUCACUCAGCGGAGUGGAUCU
Neurospora tetraspora is the source of this 3606-nucleotide messenger RNA. RefSeq lists its product as uncharacterized. Bases 469 to 3408 code for a protein of 979 amino acids. NCBI's taxonomy places the organism in Eukaryota, Fungi, Ascomycota, Sordariomycetes, Sordariales, Sordariaceae. The record is from RefSeq and is a predicted model, not a curated record. The transcript has 4 exons.